Molecule: messenger RNA, 2166 nt
Organism: Phytomonas sp. EM1
Lineage: Eukaryota; Euglenozoa; Kinetoplastea; Trypanosomatida; Trypanosomatidae
Source: the annotation of a GenBank genome assembly
AUGGAUACUGUUCCUGUUCCAGAUUCCCUGGUGCCGAUCAUAGCAGCACUUCACAAUGUAUUUGUUCAGCUGCAGCGGCAGCGUCUUGAGGGCUGGACUGCCUCACUGGAUAACUCUCUGAGCUCGUGGAGCGAGCUGUACAGGAGGCAGGCGGCGCCGCUCGGCGACGCCCUUGUCGAUCGAAUCUGGGGCCUGGUUUCGUCUGUUUUGCAGAUACUUGAAAACAACGGGUCUUCAAAUGUGAACGCGAGCACCGCAGUAGUUGAGUGGUAUUGGGACCAUAUGUUAGACAAGGCCUACAUCAAGGAUAAAAUUAUGGAGCUUCGAGAGGCAGUGUUUGAUGAUCUUUCCGAUAAUGAAAUCGAGGAAGUCGGAAUGUUUUACUUGGACAUGAUCGAGAGGGUCUUUUUUUCCGGGAAGUUUCUAGCCGCAUCUUCUUUAAUCGAGGCCCUUAUGGGUGUGCUUCGUGGGUAUGGCGAAGACGACAGCAAAAAUCCUUUUUCGGUAGAAGUCGAAGAGUGCAUGGCAGAUGUUCGGCGACUUUUGUCUGUAUCCUUUAGUGAUCCGGAUAGCUUUGAAAUGUGGCGAGAGGAUGCCAACCGCCAGGUGUACGCGGCGCGCCGCGUACUGGGGGAUGCUGAUCCCAACACAGAGCUAUCUUCACGCAAGUUGGUUGCACAAAGCUUGUGUGCUAUCUCGUUAAAUAUGCUCAUGAUCAUCAGUGGUGAUUCGCAACUAAUGCAGGAGCGCUGCAUUGAACAUGACUACACCUUUUCAGACUACAUUACCGCACUGUGUGCCAUCAUAAAGCCAUUUUGGACCUUAUCUGAGCUGCGUGAUGCGCUUGAAACGUUAGAAGACACCUGGCAAAUGAAGGGCUCUGAAGUGGAGUGGGACUACGUGAUUAUGCGCGAACUUUUCCACGCAGAGCAUGUUGAUGAUAUAGUGUAUGCUAUGCGGGCAAUCGGUUCGGAGGUUGUGGCUCGUGUCCCAUGGGAUCGGUUGGAGAUUGACAAUGUUGACGCCGCCACCGAAGGGGAAGUGGACGAUAAUGAAGAGUGUGAGAUUGUCAGUUUGCCACAGGCCAGUGCCUCCUCAACCCGCCACUUCGCACUGUUCUCUAUGGCUGCCCACAUAGCUGAUCUUUGUACCGUUUCUUUUGACGCAUCCCCAGAGAAAAUUGAGCUCAUGUUCGCUCGAAACGAUCUUCUGACGUCCUAUGUCAAGCUAUUUUCCUACAAUCCCUUAACGUGGAAAGUCGCGGGAACUUACUUGACGCAUUUGCCCCUUCUGAAUCCUAAGGAACUGCAUAAUCUGGUGCAGUACGCAGCCCGGUGGGCCGCCGUGGAUCAGAGUUUUUACCACAGCCUUGUUGCAUUCUGCCACACCAUGUGGGACCCCUCCAGUCCCCAUCAGGCGUUGCUGCGCCGGCAUCUCAAGGACCGGUUGGGGGAGCACCCCACUGUGCAGCAGUGGCUGGACGCGCUGGAUUUUGAGAGGGUUACCACCAUGAAGAAGGUACAUGCUGUCAUCAUCGCCAAACGAAUUGAGCUCUGUGAUAUCGUUACGGCGGCUUGGUAUGCCGUGGAGACCGAUGCCCCACACCCGCUGGAGUUCAAAUUAAAGCAGCUUCUCAGAGCCCCCACGGCUUUGACCGAUGACCAGCUAUGUUCUGUAGGCGCUGCGGUCCACAACUCCUUCAUUCAGUUGGACACCUGUGCGACAGCCGAAAUGGCGCACUCUCUGUUGGCCUGCGCGGGCCUUUUCACGUACCGCCGCGCCGCGGAAGCCUCCAGGGCCGCUCAGUCGUCUUUGCCUCAGACCCCAGCAGCGGCUCUUGAGCGCCAAAGACUCCGUGCGGAGUGCAUCGAUAAGAUUGGCAUCGCGCUUCGCCGCAUCAACGCGUGCGACUUUGCGUUUCACCCCUCCACUAUUGUAACUCUCGUUGAGCACGCCGUGGACUUACUCAUAUCAAUGCAAAAGGAGGGACUUGGGAAGGAUUUGCCGCGCUGCGCGCAGCUGGCAGGACGGGUACUGCCCUCCCUGUUGCGCGACCUCUCGACUUCAUGUGUUCAUCAUGGGCAACGUUUGUCAAAGGAGCUACUGCAUCGCUCACAUAUGGUUCGAGAAAAACUGGUGUGUACUCUAGAAAUGCUUCCAGAAUAA